AUGGAUUUUAUUUGUGCAGAAACAAAUUACAGAUCAAAUGAAGAAAUCGGUCAACCGCUGAGCUUUCUAGACAGGCAUCAAGACAUCGGUACCGAGAAAGCUAACACAGAACAAAAGACACGGUUAUCGAAACCACCAACAGCCAAGAUGCAAUACACAGAUCAUUCAACGCAUUCCAUUAGGAAUAUGCAAAGAAGGGUCGCCAUACUUUGCGAUUUGGCGCAGUAUCAAUACACAAGGCGGCACGUGACCCGUGACGCGAUAUUCCCACAAUUCCUCAAAACAACACAACAUGGCUGUCGAAAGCAAUGGCACUAGAAGGUAAAACUUGAUUUGUUUCUGCUAAAACUAAACAUAUAAUUAAAUCUAGAGCUACUGUAGAUAUUUUCGUUUCCCACCAACAACGUAGUCUAACGAAAGAAGCGAUAUGGAGGAAAUUUAAAGUACAAUUCAACUACCACAAACACACUACUAUCCACUGCUAGCACCUAAAUGUGACGAUCAAUGGAACCCAAAACAUCAGCCAUCCCCGAUAGCUUCCUCUCAAGAAGAAAAAAGAACAAUGAACUGAACAUAAUAAACUUUGGGAGCCAAGCAAGGAAUUGCAUAGCGAUAGCCCGUUUUAGAUCUUUUAGAUCUUUAGACAGUCAAGCUGGAAUGUUAUUUUUUUUCAGAACCAUGUCACUGGAAGAGGAACUCAUGACAAGAAGAGUACACGUGAGUACUGGUAUUUAUUGCACUUCGAGUUUGUGCUUUCAUCUUAUAUUCGUAACACUCGCAUCUCACAAAAGACUGUAAUAUCAAAGAGUUUCUCGUAAGAGACAUGACCUUAGUGCAGUUCACUUGGAAUUAUCCCAAAUAAACCCUCGACCAUCUAUAAACCAGUGCAAAAUUGAACCAGCUGCAAGGAAUGUAUUUCUUUUUACUUCCUUGUAGAAUGAAGCAAGUUUAAUUAGGCAGGCCAUCCUUCCAAAUUCACAAGCCAGGUAAGUGAAAAUGGCACCUUCAAAGAAAUCAUACGAUGGAGUGAAAUGGGGUUGGCAAAGGAUUUUUUUUUUAGGCUCACAAAUAUGAAUCAAGAAAAUGUUGAUCCGUGUCUUUGUUUUGACAUCCAUACAGUAAUGUAAUUUUUUUUUUAGAAUCAUAUCACUGGAAGAGGAGCUAAUGAAAAUUUCAGUACAUGUGAGUACUGGCAGUUAUGGAGCUUUGAGUUCGCAUUUUCUUUUUUUUUAUACGUAACACCUUACCUCGCAUAAAGCUGUCAUAGAUGACACGACCUUGCUGCAUUUUCAACUUGGCAUAACCUCAAAUUAACUCCAGACCAUCUAACCAAGGCAAAAUUGAACCAGCCGUAAGGAAUGUGUUUUUCUUUUUUCUUCCUUGUAGAAUGAAGCUUGUUUAAUUAGACAGGCCAAUCGUCAACAUUCACAAGUAAGGCAAGUGCAAAAUGGUACCUACAUGUAUAGUGAAAUCUAGUCAUCAUUGCACUGUUACAUUAUAGGAUGACCUGUAAUGGGGAUGGCGUAGGUUUCUUGGUUUGUUCAAGAUGAUGGAAAAUGGGUCACACUCCUUAAUCAAGCAUAUGUUGCCACUUCACGUUGAUAACAUUCAAUGAAACGGGCCCCAACUUCAUUCCAAUUCUUUCCAGAAGUGUGGUAGCACCAUGUACCAUGCACACAAAUGCAUGGUGUUACUUUUUGAGUAUGCCAUCAAAAGUAGAAUCUUCUUGUACAAUGCUAUAUUUGCCAUUACACAAUAUCAAUGGAAUCAAAGACAUCAGCCAUUUACAAUAGCUGCAUUUCUGGGACCAAAAAGAACAAUGAACUCAUUACAAUGAACCUUGAAAGCCCUGCAAGCAAUUUUAUAGCUAUACCCCCAUUCAGAAGCACAUCUUUCUUUUCAUAUAUUUUCAUUCAUACACGUCGAAACGUUUAUUUGUUCUUCAGAUGCACGUCUCUGGAAGACCAGCUCAUGACAAAUACAACAUAUGUGAGUACUGGCAUUUAUUGUGCCUUGAUUUAUUCUUUUCUUUUAUUCUUUCAACAAAACACCUCAUUUCACAUAAGACUGUGAGAGUUAUAAAAGCGGUUUCUCAUCAGUGACAUGACCUUAGUACAUUUUACUUGGAAUAACCUCAAGUUAACUUUCGACUAUCUAACCACUACAAAAUUGACCCAUCUGUAAGGAACGUGUAUUUUUCACUUCCUUGUAGAAUGAAGCAUGUUUGAUUAGACAAGCCAACCGUCAAAAUUCACAAGCUGGGUAAGUAAAUGUCACCUACAGAGAAGGGCAGUCAUCACCACAGUGUUACAUUGUACAAUGAGGUGUAAUAGAUUUGGGUUUGUUUACUUGAUGAGGGGAUAGGUCACAGCUUUUAUUAAAUUGUUUCACCACUUUAAUAACAUUAACUGAAACCAUCACCUAUUUGUUUCACUGCACAAUUUCUAGUUGUUUGGGGACAUAUCAAGAGUACAUUUUAUCUCGUUUUGACACUGCCUUAGAGGUAUUCCCGAAAGAUUGCUUAUGUUGAGUACUAAUGCAACACCAAAAGUGUCAUUAAGAACUGUGGCUUGUAAGGAAGACGUCAGUAAAGUUAUCAAGCACGGAAGGUUAUCAAUUCGAUACACAGCCACUGUGUUUAAUCCAAUUGUUUUCUUUGACAUUCUGUGGUAGUAAAACAGCAUGUGUAAGUGUAAAUUGCCAUUUUUUUUUUUCACUCGGACAUUUUUAAUCAUCAUCACCAUCAUCAUCAUUAUCAUUUUACAUUUCCCUGUGUUCCAGGAACUCCCCAGUGCAGUGUGAUGUGCUCAUUAUAAGAACAAAUGAUGUAAGUUUUAGUCCAUUUAACGUGGCAUGGCUUAAGUUACCAUUUCAUUUUGCAUCUGAGUACAGCUUAAGGUAACUACUUUCACAUUCAUUCUCCACUUUUUAACAUUACAGAGUUGAUAUGGCCAUAAAGAGUGCCUUUUCUAUCUUGAUUUCAGCACGAAGCAUACUACAUCAGACGACAUUUGCUUCGAAACAACCAAACAAGGUAUGUAAAAGAUUCGUUUGGAAGAAAAGGGUGACAUUACCAAUUGACUCAUAACACAGUUUACAAAUGUGUGUUGUGGUUACUGUAUUUCGUUCUCCAAAGUCCUCAUUUGGAUUAAGUGGCAGCCAACAAAAUCAUCCAUAUAUUUUUCCUUACUCCACUUUCCCCUUCACAAUAUUUAUCUCUUUGGAUUUCAAAGAGCACUUCUUGCUUAUGACCAUGGUUUGGUUUAUUUCCCUAUGUCACCAACAGUUUGAGAUUAACAAGCCAUUCAGUUGAGGUCAGCAGUGUUCCUUAACUGAUCACAACUGCAAUAAGACGUUAACCUCUUCAAAUGAAUCGUUUUUAGGAUGAUGCGUCAGGACGAAGAGACAAUGAUAGAUACAAUGUCUGUAAGUUUACGUAAAAUGUGGCUAAAUGAAAUUUAGGCAAAUUUAAAAUAGAAACAAUGCUGGCCAGCGGUUUCUUAGUUGCCUGGCUUGGGGUGGCCCCAGACAUUCAGCAGGGGCACCUCGUAAUUCAAUUAAAUGCGGUUUGCUUGCUUGUCGUUCCCUUCCUCAAAUUUUUCUGCCCGCUCCAACUCCCGAUAGUUCCUCUCGAUUAUACUGGUGGUAAGUAUUCCACCUAGUGAUUCAGUGUGACGGUGCCUGGUGGUGGCCGCUGGUAGGAUUGCCAUUGACACCUCCUUUUCUUGUUACAGCUUUGCCUGGUUCCGGCUGCACCAAUCCUUAAGGCACCAGCUCCCAAGCUCAUCUGUGGUGAUGAGUUUAAUGGUCUGAUAGUAGUGUUAUAUUACUUUAACGCGCAAAUCCAUUAUCUGUAACACUUUAAGGUGUUCGACUUCAGCGAGUGCCCAUCCCUCCACAUCUGAUCAGCUUUAUAUCUCAUAACCACGAAGGGUUUACACAGUUCUAAAGAAAUAGUAUCCUUUUCUUUUUUUUUUCUUGUCAGAAUGAAGCACACCUGAUACGGCAUCUUUUUUUACAAGCUGCACGGGCAAGGUAAACAAAAAUCCCCUCGCUCACAUAAUCAUGCACAUUUUUUUCCAAAACCAAACCAUGACCCAUAGAAAGGUAUGUUAUUAACAACGCUAAGCUACAGUAGCUGCUACAGUAGAAUAUGGCCCGACAGAGUUAAGAGGCAGUACAUUCCAGACUAUUCCUGGUAGGCCUUUGUUUUGAUAAGAUCAAGAAGGAAAGGUACGUUGGGGUGGUUGUUGAGGAGGUCUUUGCUUUCAGCACUCGACACGAAAUAAAGACAAUUUUUUAACUUCGAGGUGCUCUUGGAGUAAAGGGGUCCUCCAUAUAGUCAAAAGAUAGAAUAAGACCACAAUGAACUCGGUGAUCAAAAAGUUGGAUAAUGUACCUUGCCCAGGAGAUCACAUGGGUAGGGUGGGUUUAGGUAGCUACAACAGUAGCCUUAUGUUCUUUAUGGCACUGUAAUCAAAGAACAAAAUCACAUUUGAUAAUUUCAUGACCAUGGAACAGCAAGCAAUAGCUCUAAUAAAUCACAUUACUAGUGCCAUAAUUAAUAUCACUCAGGAUGGAUCUGUUUAGAAUUAACUUCUCAGUAAAGGGCUUCAUUUUCUUCUUUUUUUGGUUGUAUGGUUCUAAAAUCAUCCAUUUAAGAAUUUCCUUUUUCGGUUACUUAGAACUAAACAGGGCAAGGUGUGGCAUCCAAGGUUUAAAAAAAAUAGAUAAUCCAUAUUGAACCUUAUGAAAACGUCGUCAUCAUUUAAGAAGUCACAGCCUCAGUCAAAGGAUAAAACUGCUUAGUGUUUCCAAGCUAGAUUAUCCUUCAAGCGAAAAUUGACCAAUGUUGUGUCUUUUCCAGGAACAUCCAACACGAGGACGUUGUAGUAAGGACUAUCACUGUAAGUACCGAGUGUGGUUAAUUACUUCGCUUAUAGAGCAUGAGCCUUUGGCUUCCAACCUAAUGCAACCCAAACAUGUUACGAUAAACAAAAUACCCAGUUGGCAGGAAGCAGACCAGUUACAUGUAGCUUUAAAUUCAUAAGGAAACAAAUCUAACUAGGGCUCAGACUGGGACACGAAUGGUCCAAAGUGCUUGAUAACUAGCCAGGCUGAUUCCACCACAGAGUGAUAACAUAAUAAUUGCCAUUUGCAGUGUCCCUUAUAGUCAAAAUCUGAGAACUUUAUCAACCAUACUACAGCCUAUACCUCAGUUUCCCCUUGUAAAUUCGACAUCUAAUAAUUCUGCUUUGAUUGUAGGCUGAGGCAAAUGCCAUAAGACAAUGGCUGUUGAGAAAGUAGAAGAAAAGGUAGGCACAGAUGCUUUUCCAUGUGACUAAAUCCUAUCUAGGCGGAGUCAAUUUUUGCCAGCAGUUUCAGCAGGGGUUGGCUCCUAUGAUCUGGGGACAAAGACUUUGCAGGUUUCUCAUUUCUCACAUUCACUGUGUCCUUGCGUAGAUUUCUCCUGCCCCCUUACAGUCAAGAGCAUGUUAAUCACGACACCACCGAAUUCCUAUCAUUCAUUUAAAAGGUGCAAGUGACGUUUACAGGAAUGACGGGUUAUCUCGAGCUUAGACCUAACUCCAUCAUUUCUCAGGACACUUCUCCUAGUCUCAUCUAUUAUUGAUGCAAUUAAUUGAGAGUAAUAAUAAUAAUAAUAAUAAUAUAAUAACAAUAAUAUAAUAGUAAUUAAAUAAUCGUUAUUAAUCGAUCACUGUUUAUCAGAAGAAGAUGCUUGACCACAAUUAUAAUAAACACUAUAACUUUCUCCUCCAACUUAUACUUACUGUCAUAGGUUAACUUUCUUGUGCGAUGUGAGGCAACAAUUGUCUUUUUCACUACAGGGUGGGGGGCUCAAGGUUGUCGAGAACCUUUUGCUAGCCUGUGGCAGAUAUUGAAAGUUUUGUCUGGUUGUCUACUUGUUAGAUCCAUAUUAACAACUGGCCUUGUAAUGUCCAACAAUGCCAAUAACAGUGUGACUGCACUCCAUUCAUUCCCAAACUAGAAAGCUCAUGUCCCAAACAACUCGUCCAUCACAAGGCAAAAACAUUGAUUGAUCCUCACGAAAAUGCACACUAAAAUCGGCAAUCUGUUGACAUCUUCUUGCUCUUUAUACAGUUUAUCGUACUUUGUUAUUGGGAUAGGCGAAGCAGGACUGCAAAUAAAAUAUCUCGUUAGUACUGCCAUAUGCAUACACCCUCAAACUUAACGGGCAAUCAUAUCCAAAAGGGUUUAACACCUUUUCGUCCACGAAUGAUGAGAAUAGUACUAUGGUUUACAAAAUUUAGUUACUAUUAUUAUUACUCUGAGAAAAUUUCUGGCACUGAAUUUAAGAUAUAGCUAUGUACAUAGAAAUAUAAUUCUACCAGAUGUUUAUGUACAAUCAAAAUGCACCCUCGAAGGAUGGUCGUAUUUACAGAAAGCUUGCGAUCUUAUUAAUUUACCAUUACAUUCAUGUUAAAACAUUAAAUAUUUUUGUCUUAAUUAAUUAUCAAAUUCAUAGUUAACAAAACCAUGCGUUAGCGCUUUUUUAUAUAUUACUCUAAACUUUACUUUGGAGCACUUAAAAACCAAAGGAAACGACCAGCCGGUGAUUCUAAAAGUUGUCGCGGUCGCUUUCAGGUCUUCUCAGUACAGAGCUCAAGCCACCAUCCAAAUGAGGUUUUACGAUGCUAGUCGUAACUAGAGCUGGUCCCUUACAAGCGUGGUCUCAAAGAGAGCUUGCGACUGUAGUUGCUUUCCAUUUAUGCCUAACUAUUCCUGGUUACUGAUGUAAAAAUGUGUUUUAUCUUUCUCGGACAGACCGCAACGAGCCUUUUCUCAGAAGGUCAGGAGAAAUCAUACAGAAACAAGAGAACAAAUGGAGGGAUGUACUCUCAUCCCAACCAUUACUUAGUACCUAUCAUCAGUAAAGUACGUUCGGAAGACUGCAACUCAAUGUACACUUUUGCUAUUUAUAAAGAAGGAGACAUGGACCACAUGAGGCUUAUACAUGCUGAUAAAUAUUGUCGAAAGGAAAAAUAUCAGACUGAAAAGAGAGAGAGACAUAUUAAAGAAGAAGAAAAAAAAACGUCUGUUAAUUGGUUUGGUAAUUUUCAGAACUGGGUGACGAAAAUCUGCAGACCCUUGGUGAAAUUUUACCCCCAUGGGGGAUAAGGUUUCAAAUGCGAAUUCUGGAUUCUAGAGGGACAAAUGAGCAGAUAUAUACAGUCUGUCGUUUGCUGAUUACUUGCGUAGCAAUUGCUCGUGAAGGAGGGGAGGGCUGGGGGAAAGUAGAGUUCGUGUUGAAGAUAUACGUCUUAUUAGCCGAAGUUUCAGCCCGUACUGUAGAUUACGGACCCAGUUUUUGCCAUCAAUUUAUGGCCCGCGCGAGUAAUCGAUGGAAAAAAAAAACAAGGAUGCGUGAUUUACAGUACGGUCCGAAAAAAACUACGCUAAUAAGAUGUUUAUUAUAUGGCUUCCUGUUUGAGGAACCGGAAACAUGUACAGGACAAACAAUUUGACAGUAAUUUGACAGGCGACAGUAAUUGACAGUUUUAAAUAGCUGACGGAAACAAUAGUACAUUCCAAUGGCUUUCCAUUUGAACAUAAAAUUAAAUGCAAAUCAUGCCCCACGCUGUUUUCGGUCAAAACUAAGAGCACUGUAAGUAUUCGUUCGCAAAUGUGACACUAGGGUCUUUUGAAAACUGGACAUUUGUAUCUGGCUCGAAAUCGCUUCCAUCUUUCUUUCGUUGGUGUUUUCAAAAAAAAUACUGCCAAUGGCAAAUGUAGAAGCUUGUCAAGAUGAUCAGGUGCAGGUAUGUUUGUUAUCAUAUUGGUCGAAGGAAUUGCUCGUUUUCUCUUAGGCAAAACGUCUCGAAUCUCUGCCAGUCGAUUUUGGUUUCCUUAACUGUGUACUGCUAUAAAAUUUUCAAACACUGACUAGAAUCUUCUUCUACGAUAAGAUUACGAUUCAGUUUCUUCACUGCCCUCGUUUACAAACAGGUAAACACAGGUUAAAAUGUUGAAGUAAGGAGUCAACAUCCAAGUCCUCAAGGUUGACAGACGUCUUAUAACUUUCUUGAAACCUUGUUUUUUGAAAUAAAGAGAUUUAGAGCUGCGUUUUGGUCCCUAUAGCAAGUUACGGACUGCAAACUGACCAUUGGCACAAUUGGUACAUUGUUGAAGUCAAACGUAGCCGACUCUAUGCAAUGUUACACCAUUUAUGUAUUAAGUUUGUUCAUAGUCAUUUACAUGUCAUAGUUGUGUACGUGUAUACAUGGCAAAACAAGACUUAGCCAUAUAUGUAGGUAAAAGGGCCUUCCAAUGCUCCGCCCAUUAAGUUUCUCGAACUUCAAACACCUUUAGACAUAAAAAAUGCCAAAGGCUUCCACGAUCAAUGAUCACAAGAGUCGACGGAGUUUCUUGAUUUUCCUGAUCUUUUCUGUCUUGAAUUAAGGUAAUAUCGGAACCUAAAGCAUCAACCAGAAAUUAUAAUUCGACAGUACGGUUGUUCUAUGUAACUUUUCACCAGAAAAUGGAAACAAGCGUACCUUUGGCCAGUGGCCAAACGAACACAGGCUCAUAGGGAGACUGACAGAUUUGAUUGACAAGUCAGUCAUCCGUUUAAACUGAUGGAAAUGUAAAUGAACGCGUAGCUCUACACACACACCUAGUCAGCAACUCCGCCGCGUCCAUCGGCACCUACGCAUGUAGUUCGAAUAGCCUCUUGUCCAUUAUUUUCGAUUAUGCUCUUUUCGAAAAUAAGAGAUUUAAAGCUGCCUUUCGGUCCUUAUAGCAAGUUACGGACCGCAAAUUGACCAAUCGCAUGGCGAAAAAAGAGUUAGCCAUAUAAUAAUUUUCCCAAGUCACCCCGUGUAAGCAUUUCAGGGCUUAUCGUCAACAUGGAUUUUCAACUCUUGAUGGAAAGGGAAGGAAGGUGUAAGUGCAUGCAAUAUUAUCAUUAAUCACCUGAAACGACAUCAUCCCCUUGAGUUACCCUUACCCUCGAGUGUCGACCAAGGAUAGAAACUUUGGCCCAAAUUUUUUACUUAUAUAUCUCGGCAUUUCUGUCACCUGUUGUUACGAAACAAAGGCCAUUUGCAGAAUGAACUAGUUUUGACUUUUCUAGGUACAACGCCACUCUGACCUGACCAUUUUAAUCCAUGUAAGUGGCUCUAAGCAACCUACAUAUCCUUAUGCUCGAAGAUAGCUCAGUGUAGAAACGAGGAAACAAAGAACUUCAAACGCAUCAAAUAAGAGAUGAAUAAAGCCAUAUGAUGACCAUGAUACAAAGAGAUUGCUCUUGCCACAUGUUGCGAAUGUUUCCGUGAAAAUUACAGAGAUCUACAUUGAUCUUAGUUAACCAUGCUGAGGAUCAGAGCUUUCCUUAGUUCACAACAAGGAAACGCGAGAAAAGGAAACCGCAAGUGCAGCAAGUUCGCGGGAAAAUAUUUGCACAGGCUUAUUAACAAUAAAAAAGAAAUGUCAUCGAACGGUCCACAUGGUUCGUCAUGCAGAUCCAAAGCAAAUCAAAGCCACACAAAAGAAGGGAAGGGUCGAAAGCACUAAGUUCGACUUGACAGUUAAAACAAAGAAUUAGCUAAUGUUACUUCGAGCACUGAAUAAUUCAUUCAUUUUCUAAGAAACCUCUUGAUGAAUGAUUGACACAAAAGUACCGAUCUGAAGAUAAAGGGCUUCUUGAUUUCACGAGAGUAAUGAAAAAGAAAAAAGCGGUGGUAUAUAUCAUAUCAUUCCUUGACUUAUGAACAAUUACUUGGCAAUGGUUUAAAAUCACACAUCAACGGAGUUAAGUCCAAGAAACCAAAAAGUUAUUACAAUAGACAUCGGUUAAAACAGUUUAGCCGUAAUACCAGCAAGUAUGUUUUCCACACUGUUCUCAAUACAUAUCUUCUGACCUAUUGAAUCUGUUUACAAAUUAAGACACUCCAUCUUUGUUCGUUUCCUUUACCCUUAGCACCGCCGAGUCAAUAUCUUUACGAGAAUUACAUGCUAGUAGGUUGGCUGUACGAAAUAAAAUUCUCGGCGACCUUUUGAAGUCACAUUUUUCAGCCGCUCGAGUUCCGAUGUCCCGCCCCUCUAUAUCCUUGAAUUAAAUUUGAUAAAAAUUUUAAAACAGCAUAAUAUCAUUUCAUUGUUAAUAGCUUGAAUGAUCACAGGAUGCUCUUCGCUAGGAUUGGCUAAUUCGCUUUGCACUCCCUGAUGCUUUCCUGUCUUUUGCUAAGCCACUAUUUAUCCAUUGGUUUGACCUCAUAUAUAAAUGCAACGACUAUUUUAAGCUUAGUGCUACGGAACAAAGUCCAUUUCAGACAUUUCAAGGUACAUUGUUGCCUGAAUAUUUAAGUCAAACGCAGCGGCCGACUGUAUGCAAUUUACACCAUCUAUGUAUUAAGUGUGUUCAUAGACAAGCUAAAUCCAAGUCAUUCCAUAGAGUUGACGGGGACAUACGUUCGUUAAACCAUUUAAAAGUUAUUCAGGGAAUUAGUCGACUGUGUACAUGUAUGUUAUGUAGGUACAAGGGUCUUCCAAUGCUCCGCCCAUUAACUUUCUAGAAUUUCAAACACCAUUAGACAUAAAAAUGCCAAAGGCUUCCACGGUCAAUGAUCACAAGAAUCGACGGAGUCUCUUGAUUUUCCUGAUCUUUUCUGUCUUGAAUUAAGGUAAUAUCGGAACCUAAAGCGUCAACCAGAAAUUAUAAUUCGACAGUACGGUUGUUCUAUGUAACUUUUCACCAGAAAAUGGAAACAAGCAUACCUUUGGCCAGUGGCCAAACGAACACAGGCUCAUAGGGAGACUGACAGAUUUGAUUGACAAGUCAGUCAUGCGUUUAAACUGAUUGAAAUGUGAAUGAACGCGUAGCUUUACACACACACCUAGUCAGCAACUCCGCCGCGUCCAUCGGCACCUACGCAUGUAGUUCGAAUACCCUCUUGUCCAUUAUUUUCGAUUAUGCUCUUUGGUAAGAGAGAGAGAGAGAGAGGGAGAUGGAGAGAGAGAGAUUUCCACGACAACUAUGCCACGAAACAAAAGAGGAAAGGCGGGAAGCAGCCGUCUGGGAUAACCGUCAUUGCUAUCAUGUGGGGUACGGUUUCUGCUUGACAACGACUUGGCGGACCAACACAUGGGUUUUAAGACUUAUGUCUUAAAAUCGGCCGGACUCCCUGCAAUAAGAAAUGAGUGGCAACGAAGACGGGUCUUAGAUGAGAGGCGUAUUUGUGACUUUGUCGCAAUGAUCUCGGCGACUGGUCAGAUAAACGGUAGGAUAAUUUCAAAGAUCAUGAUCUUCCUACGGAAUGUCAACGCGUUCAGGACCGAACGGGGGCCCCCGUUCGGUUAUCCGGGAUGGUGGUGGGAAAGUCCCUAUCCCCUCCAUAAAACCAAAUUAAUAAAACAUUGUGGGUACAAAGUGGAAAUCAAAACAACAAGGACCAUCAACAAAAACAUCUGUAAGAACGACAAACAGCGGUUUUGUUUAAAAGCAAGUUACCCACUUCGUCUCUAUUUCUUAACGUGCAGCAGGAUAAGCGUCUGGAACUUGAAAUUCACCUAAGUUCAAUUCACGCUUUUCUGAUAGAAGCGCAACAACCUUUGGACCCACACUGAUGGUAGGCAAGACAGAAUAUCUAGCAUAAAAUUAACGUCUCUUUAACCACUUAAGAACUGAGAAACAACUGUUAACGUUAUAAUGGAGGUUAACGCAAAUCAGGUGAGCAUAUAGGCGAUAAGAAGGGGUAAUAUGGGAAGGCGACAGCAACAGGUUAAAGUUAAUUCAAAUAGGAUAAAUGACAAAAUUUGCUUUGCGUCAUGAAACUUUCCAAAUCGUAAAGUGAACUCAAGCAAGAAGAGGUGAUUUUGAAAUAUUCACACACUCUGCACACGUUUUUCAGCAAACUAAACUGAAAGCAGCUCUUGUUUUCGUAAUAAAUAUGCUAUCCCUUUUUUUCAGGUAAUUUAUCUGCGCUUGAUCCGUCGCCUUAGACGGUUACUUGCCGAGAUACUACUACAUAUAGGACAACAAAGCAAUCCGAAUUUUCCUGAAUUUCACAUUGUUUUGAUUCUAAGACCAAACCAGAGGUAAGAGAUAUUUCAACUCAUUCGUUAGGAUGGAUACAAGAAAAAUAUCUUUUAAAAAAAUCUGCGAUAAUAACCUUCCGUUUUUAAAUUCACUGAUCAGGGUCCUUGGAUUAGUGAUUUCAACUACAAAACUGCUGACGAAAAACUCCUUUACCUCAACUAUUUGAAAUACAUCUAAACAAACAUCUAGAAAAACUUUUACAGUAACACGGCUACAAUUAAAUUAAAAAUCAAAAUAUAAAGCAGUUAACACCAAUCCAGAAUAAAUGAGCACUGACAAGACUGUAUGGCUUUAUGAAUAGCUGCACAAAAGGUGAGGUCAUCUCAGCGUAACAGAGGCAGGUGUCUGUGUUAUAGGAAUGUUGGUCCUAUCAUAGUACAAAAUACGAAAAUACAUAUACACUGUAUACAGCUCUAAAAACAAAAGAACUGUUUUUAAUAAACAGAGGGGUUUAUUAUGAACGUACUCAUGAUAAGUAGAAGCACUUGGGUUUUUAAAACGAACGUGGGUUUCGAACACAAAGGGAAUUGAAAACCGUCAUGAACGGGAUAUGGUUGAAAGGUGAAGGAGUAAUUAAGUAUUAUCGCCUUAAUUUUUUGAUGCUUUGCAACUGAUAUUUCAUUAAUUAAAGCUUGUUUGAACUAGCUGAUGUUUCUAUGGUAGGUAGUACAGUCAACUCCCUUCACUGCGGACACUGCAGGGACCUUAAAUUAUUUUCUUUAUUAGCGAGAGUCCGUUUUAGCGGGAGUGUAUUUCAGUCAAAUGUCUGUAAUUUAUAUUACCUGGGAUUUAGCUGCUGUUCGUAUUAUAGCGGGUUGUCCGCAAGGCGAGAGUUGA
This is a messenger RNA of Porites lobata, 12916 nucleotides long. NCBI's taxonomy places the organism in Eukaryota, Metazoa, Cnidaria, Anthozoa, Scleractinia, Poritidae. The record is from the annotation of a GenBank genome assembly.